Messenger RNA from Laetiporus sulphureus 93-53, 2703 nucleotides. RefSeq lists its product as uncharacterized. The transcript has 7 exons. The record is from RefSeq and is a predicted model, not a curated record. Gene Ontology annotation, cellular component: mitochondrion. Lineage: Eukaryota; Fungi; Basidiomycota; Agaricomycetes; Polyporales; Laetiporaceae. Bases 1 to 2703 code for a protein of 900 amino acids.
AUGCACAUCGAGCCGCGUGCACUGUCUGCUGCGCUGCGCCCCCUCCGUGCUGCUGGUAGCAUGAACCUCAAGUCGACCCCCGCGCCUCCAGAGAUCUCUCGCGGCUCAUAUGAUGCUGCGGAGCGGGAGCUUGCCAUAACGCCAGGUCCCAUUUCACCACUAGAUGGCGACGCUGGCCCUGGCUCCGCCUCGGUCUCCCGCACUCCCUCGGACUCGUCGAUUUCCUCAUGCAGCGCAGUCUCUGUGACCGCCUCCGCCUCCGAACACGAUGGAACGUCAUUGUUUGAAUCUGGAGGAACUACGUCGACACACCACAAGUCGGAAGAGGAAACGGGUGAGAUUAUCACAAUCGUCUCUAGCUCGAAUGCACGCAGGCCCCGCCCCCUUAGCAUCGAUCUUUCACCGGCUUCGCUCCCUGCUCGCAGCGACGAAGACUGGGCAAAAGACGCCCGAUGGCUCGUUCCCCCAUCGUUCCCAGACACCCCUCCUGCUCGCCCUCGUCCGAAGUCCAUGAGUUUCUCCGACUCACAACCUAAAAUUUCUCGUCCGAUCCAUCCAGACCUCCUACCGCUUCCUAUUAUCCCUGCUCCGCAUCAUUUCGACCGACAGAUGUUCCCUGACUUGACCGGUAUUCCACUGAUCGCUCCUUCUCGGCCUCGCAUCAAGGAGCAUGGCUCGAGGAAGAACUCACCGCGCCAGUCCAGGGUGAGGAUGUCCGCGCUCUGGGAGGAGGACGAAAGUACAAGUAGCGCGGAGCCGAGUCGGGCGAGCACCCCAGCGCCGGUGUCCUCCGUUGAAGGCUAUGUUACUGCAGGCGAGCGUAGUGCCACGCCUCCGCUGGGCUGGCCAUAUGCUGGCAUUGGAGCAGACCCGUCGCCAUCCAGUGCCUCCCCAGACGCCCAACUGCAUGCAUAUGCCCAAGCGCGUCCUCGGCCGAGCCGUCUGCGCUCACUUUCCUUCUCCAAUACGUCCGCACCAUCGCUCGGCUCGCCCGAUUUCCCGACGCUCGCUAUCCCCGCACCGGUGCCUGAGCCCUCAGGUGCGAGCAGCGGGUACACCGGCCUGACGUUGCCGCAUGCAAGCUACACGCCCAAGAUCGGGAAGCCGCUCGCAGAUGGACACAUUGACCUCGUGCGCUCCGGCCGUGCGCAAAGCAGCAUGGCAACAGUCGAGGUCGUGCGUGGGGCUGCGAACUCAUCGUCGGCCUUUACUAAGCUGUUGAGGAGGAAGCGGAAACGCGAGGGUGCGACGCCAGCGCAUUUGAGAGAUACAUUGCCCUUGCCCGUCGCAUUCACAUCGCAUGUGCCGCCACCGUCAUUUGUGCCUGCGGCAUAUGUGCUCGUGCAGGUGUUCGCGGCGGGACUGGAUGGGUUGGACUCGAUGAUUGUGCAGGAGAAGGCUGACAAGAGGAGUGUCGCGGCGACGCUGGGGAAGAAGAGAGGAUUUGUGCCUGGCAGGAGUAUAGUGGGGAAGGUGAUGGAGUGUGGGUUCGAAGUCAACAGCGAGGUCUGCAGAAGGGGGGACUGGGUGUUGGGGUUGUUGGAUGUGCGAAAGUGUGGUGCCUUGGCAGAGUUUGUUCUGGUUGAGCGCCAUCGUGUCUUCCGCUCUCCGGCGCCGCGUGAGCGGCCGACGUCUCUUUUCCCUCCGCGCAAACGUAAGCAUACGCAUACACGGACGUUGUCCCUUCCAUCUUCUGUCUCGUCUUCACCACCUUCCUCUCGUGCACCACUAACCCUCGAAGAGCUUGCUCUACUCCCUCUCUGCGGUCUGCCUGCAUAUCGCGCUGUACGCACCUUCACUGACGUCAUCUCGUCCCGGCGAAAUCGCGAAAGCCCGUGGAUCCUCAUCUUGAAUGGGCACGAUGGUCCAGGAGCAUUGGCAGUGCAGAUGCUCGGAAAGAAGAGGGCACGUCUCUGCGUGCAGGUCCCGGAGUCGGCCAUGUCUGAGCCAAAGGAGAGCUCAGAGCCAUCAGAAGAGAGUUCAAAGACUCCGGGCUCCAGCAGACAUGACAAAGUGGUGGCGCGUGUUCGUGGAUGGGGUGCGGAGGAGGUCUGCGUAGGUGAUCCGCUUGCCGUGCUCGAAACAUUCGUGGAGGAGGAGCGCUCAUUCGACGGUGUACUGGACACUGUGGGCGGCGUGUUCGUAUGGGAGGCGUCGCAGAGGCUUCUGUCGUUCGGCCCGAACCCAGAUUCUCCCAGCACGUCUUUGGAUGAGCCUUCGACACCAGAGAGCUCGUCCGAGCCAUCGUCGGAAAGCUCGAAGAAAAAGAACAUCACACUCCCGGUACAGUUCACCACCCUCAUGGGCGAUGUUCCCUCUCGUGUAAUUCCCACCGCGCACGACAACCUGCGUUCUGGUCUUCGCUCCCUUCGGCGCUCGACGGUGACGAGUAGCAGUUCGUCGACGUCAACCAGCCGUUUAUCCGGUACUCUCGGCAAGAGCAGAAUUAAACGAAUCAUCGGGUACACCUGGGUCAGCGUCGCCUCGGACGUCGAAGAGGGCGAGGACGUGCGGUAUACGCUUGGUGCAGUGGUGGAGAUGGUCGGAGGCGGCGCAAUCCGCCCGUGGGCGGGUCAAGGGGAGGACGAUGAGCGCGUGGUCCCGUUCGAGCGUGCGCCGGAGGUAUUCAGACGCGAUGCGGUCGGACCAAGGGGCGUGCUGAAGGACGGCGGGACGUGUGUCAUCAAAAUCGGCGGCGCAUAA